UGUCGAAGAGAAGCUUGCUCGGCAAUACUGUGCAUAGUUUGAGCGUCAGCACACGUCUGGAUCUGACGGGAGUUCUAUUUCGGGAACGCUAACCUCACACUAAUGCUUAUCCAAUUCUCGACACUCCUUUGUCUUAUUAAAAGUAUAUCGGUCAAUUUGCGUAUAAAAUUAGUUUGUUUAUUAUAAAAGUCUUCCAAAAUGGGAAACUUACUCAGUGGUGCUUCAACAGAGAGUAACGCUUCAACUUUAAACAACGUAGCAAGUGAGAGUAACACAAUGGAAAACGUCAACAUCUUAGUUGAUAACGAUGAACCAGUCAUUGAAGAACAGUUCCAUGACAUUAUUAGUGAUGAUGAAGAAACACGUGUUAAAAAUAAGGAAAAAGAAAUGAAUGAAUUCAGAAAACAGUUAAGUAUCAAACGCGAACAAAGAAAAGAAAUAUUAGCUCGACAUAGAUCUGAAAAGAAAGAUUUAGAGAAUGCUUUACAAGAUGAAAAAGAGUCUAAAAUACAAUUAUGUGAAACAAAUAGACUUCUUCGCGAACUAUUGAAGAAAAAUAACAUUGAGAUACCAGAAAAUAUAGAACCUGUUAACGAAAAAUCUUAUAUCUCAGAGUCUAUAACACAAAUGAGAGCAGAAAUCGAAAAAUUAAAAUCCAACAAUAAUAAAUUAAGAUGUGAUUUAGCAAAUUCAAAUCAUGCACUUCAAACAGCAUACACAGAUAUUGCAGAAUUAAGUGCUCAAAAUACAGAAUCUAUUAAGCAAGUUAACGCACUGAAAGAAGUUAUAACAGUAAGCAAAACAUUGAUCAGCCUUCGUGAACAACAACUUACUGAGUUAAAAGAUAAACUUAACGAAAUAGAACAAUCUCUUGCUGAUAGAGAAACAAACAUGCUAUCAGCUGAUUUAAGACAAGAAUACGAACGGCAGUUACAAAAUAUCCGGACAUUACGUGGGUUAUAUGAAGAGCGAGCUAGAUUAGCAGAUGUAUCAAGACAAGCUCUCGCCAGAGAUUUAGAAGAGCAAAAACUGCUUCUUGAGGCCGAAACUAAUAAAACGACUGAUUUAACCAAUAAAAUUGAGGAACUUGAAACCAAGAUCAGCGACUUAGAAGAAGCAGUUGACGACAAAAAUAACUUGAUAUCUGCUUCUCGCGAGGAAACACGAGGAUUAAAAGCAGAAAUGUUGGUUAUUAAUAAGUUAUUUUCGCAAGUAUUAUUGGGUUACAAAAAUAAGCAAGAUUUAGACAAACUAGUGCACCGUCUGGAAGAAAACCACGGCUUACUAACGCAAAUGGCCGGAAGAGAGAAUGGUUCAGAAGUAUCUACAGAACUACCAAAAUUAUUGUUGGAGAUCGUCAGCCAAAUAGACGAGGACGACAAUAAUGACUUGAAUAUGACUAACGAAGAAAUCCCGAUUGCAGAAAAUGAUUCCCAAAACUUUGUCAAUACAACACCUGAAGAAAUAGUUGAGAAUCUUCCGAAAGUCUGGCGCGUUUUAAUGGAACUAUUAAGUCAUCAAAGCGAAGCUGACACCAAUACCUCUGAGAAAGUAACAACCUGUUACAAGUCUGUCGAAACAAAAUCAGGACCCGUUCUUGUGCCAAGUGUUAGUCAAACUUAUAUAAGGCUUAAGGAUUUGAUUCUUGAAAAAUUGACUUUGAUCAAAGAAGUUAGCCGUAUGAAACAACUGAAUACACAUCUAGAAUCACGUUUAGAAGAACAAGAAAGGAGACUUUGUCUGGUCACAAACGAAUUAAGUAAGACCUGGCACGUUGUCGGUAGGCUACGACGUCACCAUCAUCAAUUACAUACCCAUGAAAAGAUACUGAAAUACGAACUACAACAAAAACGAAAAUUACUGAAUGAGCUUAAGGAAGAGCUUGAAUAUUGCCGUGAAAAAUGGGAACAGGCGAGAGAGAAAAAUACUCAAUCUGAAAAAGACUGGCGUAAACUACGAACUGAGUUUUCAAACAGAAAAUUAAAGCCAGAGCAAGCCGCUUUAAAUAAUUCUGCUGAGAGUGGUUAUAGUGAUGAGAGACCAUCGGAUUCAUCGGAGUCAAAUGAUGAAAGUGAGUAUGUUGAGAUGAAGGUAAAAUGUAAAAAGAAGCAAAAAAAGUCAUUUGAAACUAUUAUAGACUCAAGUACUGAUUUUAAUUUGGCUGCAGAAAGGGAAGAUCCUGCAAGUGAUUUGUUAGAUGUAGCAGAACUUCCACUAGAUACUCAAGACGAUAAUCCCGAAUGCGACGUGUCAGAUUUAUGUAAAAGUGAGAUUAUCUUAAAAGAUGUAAAAGUUUACGACGAAACUGAAGAUGAAAUAGCUGAUAUGGCUAAUGAUUCGUGCUUAGAAGACAUUUCCAUGGCAGAAAGUCCCGUUGCAGAUAAAUCUACAUGUGAUAAUACAAAUAUUCAAACAACCAACUUAAGUAAUCUGGAUAAUAAUUCUGUAGAUCCCCUCGAUGAGGUACCGACACGAAGCAACCAAAGCGAAGAUAAAACGGAGAUGAUAAACUUUGAACACAUCGAAGACAAAAGUAAUUACUCUGAAUGUAAGAGCGACUCUGAUAAAAAUAUUAAUGAAACGCAAAUACACUUAAAUCUAUGUAACGAUAUAAGCGAAAUUCCUGAUUGUAAGUCAACAGAAAAUGUACCUCAAAGUUCCACACAACAUUCAGAACAAAUUACUGAAAUCGAUUUUAGCGCAAUAUUAGAAAAUGUAAAAAAACAAAAUGAACGACUUCAGAUUAAAGACAAACGCUUAGAUAGUUUAGAGAAUGAAUGUUCAUCUGUUGUUGCAAAUAUAUCUAAUACUCUUAACUCUGGAGAUAAAAUGAUUGCUAAACUAGAUAGUUUGCAUACAAAUUUCAAACAAAGCGUACCAGAUCAACCACAGUUACCAAAACAAGAAAACAUAUGCAGUAAUGAAAAUCAAAAUCCUGAUUUAGAAGAACCAUCAUCGUCCAGAGAUAUUGACCAUGAAGCUAGAUUUGCCGCCCGUGAUAUACGAUUGAAAAGAUUGGAAGAGCAAACAAAAUCUUUAGUGAGUAAAGUAAAUAAAACCGCAACGAAAGGUGUGAAAAUCCAUUACAAGCUAGAAGAACUGCAUAAUAUUUAUGGUUCUGAAAAUUCGCGGUCCGGAACACCAUCAGAAGAUACUGAAGAUAUUUCACAAAAUGAUGAUGAAAUGCCAAACGAAUAAUUACAUGUCUUGUUUAUUAUGUUGCAUGCAUACUUUAUUAAAACACAUAUUUAAAUAAAAAAAUAUAUAUA
Vanessa atalanta (red admiral) is the source of this 3269-nucleotide messenger RNA. RefSeq names its product golgin subfamily A member 4. The record is from RefSeq and is a predicted model, not a curated record. The transcript has 6 exons. The coding region runs from base 199 to 3198 and encodes 999 amino acids. NCBI's taxonomy places the organism in Eukaryota, Metazoa, Arthropoda, Insecta, Lepidoptera, Nymphalidae.